Coniosporium apollinis CBS 100218 is the source of this 2154-nucleotide messenger RNA. RefSeq lists its product as uncharacterized. The record is from RefSeq and is a predicted model, not a curated record. Gene Ontology annotation, biological process: carbohydrate metabolic process. The transcript is spliced from 7 exons. Bases 1 to 2154 code for a protein of 717 amino acids. NCBI's taxonomy places the organism in Eukaryota, Fungi, Ascomycota, Dothideomycetes. Gene Ontology annotation, molecular function: hydrolase activity, hydrolyzing O-glycosyl compounds.
AUGAAUAGCACACCAACACCAGCUCCCGCGUCUUCGAAGCAGCAUGAAGAGCGUCGGGGGUCGAAGACUGCCAAUCAUGAUCCUACCGCAAUGCGUUCUGCGACUGGAUAUGUGGCGAUCGAAUACUAUGGGCUCAUCGGGAACAUGAGGACAUGUGCCCUCGUCGCAACGGACGGUGGAAUUGACUACAUGUGCUGGCCUGAAUUCGACUCUCCAACCGUCUUCUGCCGCCUCUUGGACAAAGACAAAGGCGGAUAUUUCGCGAUCACCCCGCGGAAAGGCCUCAACCUCACCACCAAGCAGCAGUAUCUCCCUAGUAGCAAUGUCCUGCAAACCAGAUACAUUCACGAAGACGGCGUCCUCAACUUGACUGACUUUUUUCCUCGACCGAACGGCAAAUCCCUCUCGCCCCAAGUCGAUCCUGGAACGACACCAGGCAAGGCGACGAUAGACAGCAGGAAGCUUCUGAAGAAAUGGCUGGUCCGACGUGUUGAGUGCACCAGGGGAGAAAUUGACGUAGAUGUGGAGGUUUUUCCAGCCUUCAACUACGCCCAAGACGAGCACACAACAGAGAUCCUCGGUCACAAGCACAGUCUGCAGGUUGGAGAGACACGUCAAAAAAUCAUCUUCAAAUCCAAGAGUCUCACACUGGAGUUGAGCGCAACGAUAGAUUGUGGCGACUCCACGGAUUGUCCAUUGCUCUCUUUCCAUAAGAAGAAUGCAUACUCAGGACUAGGAAUGGGUGUCACGGCCCAAUUUCACCUCCGAGAGGGACAAGCUGUCUCUUUCAUUCUUCGUGACUACCUCCCGGACGAUACAAACGAGCCUGAGCAUAUGACAACGGCCCUCAUCGACCAGAUUCAGCAGGAUACUCAGUCCUUCUGGUUCAACUGGAUCUCCAAAAGCCGAUACAAAGGCCGCUGGCGUGAGAUAGUUGCUAGAAGCCUGAUGAUCUUGAAGCUACUCACGUAUGAGCCGACCGGAGCGAUCAUUGCAGCACCUACCUUCUCGCUGCCUGAAGAUAUCGGAGGCGUGCGGAAUUGGGACUAUCGGUUCAGCUGGGUUCGCGACGCCUCCUUUACCAUCUACAUCUUUCUCCGGAUGGGCUUUUCGGAGGAAGCCGAAGCAUAUAUGCGCUUUAUCAGCGACCGAUUCAAAUAUUCCAGGCAGCCGGAUGGCGCGUUGCCUAUCAUGUUCAGCAUCCGGGGCGAGACAGACCUCCCGGAGAUCGAGCUGGACCAUUUGGAUGGCUACCAAGGCAGCAAACCUGUCCGAAUCGGCAAUGGCGCGGCCUUGCACAAGCAGCUCGACAUCUACGGUGAACUGAUGGAUGCCGUCUACCUAUACAACAAGUACGGCAAGCCCGUUUCGUAUGACACGUGGCUAGCGGUCCGCGAAAUCACCGACUUCGUCUGCGGCAUCUGGCAGGAGGAUGACAUGUCGAUCUGGGAAGUGCGCGGCAAGACGCAGAACUUCGUGUAUUCCAAAAUCAUGCUGUGGGUCGCUGUGGACCGAGCCUUACGUUUGUCCGAGAAGCGUAUCUUCCCAUGUCCGAACCGACACAAGUGGCAGGCUGUGCGAGAUCAGAUCUACGAGGAUGUCAUGGACAGGGGAUACAACAAGGAGAUGAAGUGCUUCAUCCAGAGCUACGAGCAGAACGAGAUCUUGGACUCUGCGGUUCUGAUUGCUCCGCUGGUGUUCUUCAUCGCGCCAAACGAUCCGCGUUUCACGAACACCUUGGAGCAGAUCUUGAAGCCGCCGGAGAAAGGCGGCCUGACGAGCACUGGCCUUGUGUACCGCUACAACUGGCUGAAGAGUGAUGACGGUGUGGGCGGCCGAGAAGGCGCUUUCAGCAUGUGCACCUUCUGGCUUGUCGAGGCGCUCACUCGGGCCGGCGCAUACGACAAGAAGUACCUGAUCAAAGCGACCAACCUGUUCGAGAACAUGCUUUCCUACGGGAACCAUCUGCACAUGUUCUCAGAAGAAAUUGCUCGGUCCGGCGAACAGCUCGGCAACACUCCCCAAGCUUUCUCGCAUCUGGCGCUCAUCAGUGCUGCCUUUAACCUAGGUGAGUGCUUUCCUAACGAGAGUGUGUGGAAUCAGUGGGCUGACUCUAUGCAAGACCGAGUCACCAGCGGCUCGGGAGGUCUGUGA